GCCCAUUACUUAACACGAACAUCUCGUGCAUCGAGUUUAGGCUUUGAGCCUUUUUAUUGUAUUCCAUCCCUAUAUCUUUUCAGACUUUGAAUCUUGUGCUUUCCCUCGCCUGUCUGCCAUCAUAAUCUCUGCAACACCAACUGUUCGUUAAAAUGCGCCAGAGAAACUCUACUGAGAACAGAGCGAAACCCGUUGUCGCAAUUCGCAGAUCUCCACGAUUUCUGAAGCCAAAUCAACCCGACUCAGAAUACCUGCAGACUCCGAAUCAUGUUCCAAACAAGAAACGGGUCCCUCUCUCGGAUCUCACACCUCUUAGCUCAAAUCCAAGCGGGAAUUCUUUAAAAAGAGGCCAACUUUCAGAUAAGGCGAAAGAAUCCAAUGUCCGGUGUAGAAGUUCCACGAAUGUGUGUAGCGAGCCCAGAAAAUUGACAGGAUUGAAUGGUGGAGUUGACAACUCUCGUGUUGUUCGACGGUCUCCUAGGUUUUCUCAGAAUGGCAAUGUUAAUAGGAUUGUUUCUGAUGAAUCUAAGCUGGAGCGCUCAUCUAAGGUGAGUAAGAUAGGUAAGCCAGUCUGCAUGAAUGCAAAAUCUGAGACAGAAAAGCGGGUGACCAGGAGUUCUUUAAGGAGGUGUAACAAUGGAGGUGUGAGGGGCAAUGGAAAGGGUUGUGAUGGAGUCACUUUGAAAUGCAUUUCUGAUAACGGAAAAGCUAAAGGGGAUGUUAAUUUGUCUGAGCAAUGCAUGUAUAAAAUUGAAAAGAGGGUUACAAGAAGUGCCACUCGAGGAAUUAAAGAUGAACACCGUGCAAGAACUGGUAACGCCGAGGGUAAUGAGUCCAUCCAGAAUAUUCCCUUUGGUUGUUUGUACAAAAAGGUCCUUUCAGUUGAUGGAGAAGAUAAACAUGGUGCAAACUUACCUAGAGAGCCUAUUAGUGAAAAUGCAACUACUAAUGUUCUGUCCACAGACUUAAUAGGAGGGGAAGGUCGGAGUGUUGGCUUUGAAGCUGAAAAAAAGCAGGUUCCUGCAAAAAGGAAGAAAAUCCAAGUUGAAGAAGAGCAUAGGAUGUUUCAGGGAUGGACAGCAGAGCAAGAACUAGCGCUGGAAAGAGCUUAUUUUGCAGCAAUGCCGACACCCCAUUUCUGGAAGAAAGUUGCCAAAAUGGUGCCUGGAAAAUCUGCCCAGGAAUGUUUUGACAAAAUCCAUUCUGAGCUUUUGACCCCAGCGCAACAACAACCACGAUCCAGGACAAAAGGAGUGAAUGCCUCCCUGUCACUCUCAGCAAGUAAAUUGCUAAAUGCUUCAGAAUCUGACACGAAGAAGUUGAGAUACAGCAAGCAGAAGAGUCGUGUUACACGUAGAACUGUCCGACAGCUACUACAUAAACAGUAUGCUGCAGAUCAACAUUAUGAAGUAGAUCUUUUCAAUGUUUUGGAGUCAACAUUGGAUCCAUCCACUCAAUGUGUUUCCACCCCUGAAUUGAAUAGAGAACGACUAGGAUUGGACAAAAGAUGCCAGGAAAUUUCUUCAUCAGCCCACGGAAAGCUUCUUUCGUUAUCAAAUGAUUCACGCCUUGCUAAUCUUAGGAACAAUUGA
Molecule: messenger RNA, 1592 nt
Organism: Coffea arabica (coffee)
Lineage: Eukaryota; Viridiplantae; Streptophyta; Magnoliopsida; Gentianales; Rubiaceae
Source: RefSeq, a predicted model, not a curated record